AUGACUGGCUUCUCUGCACUCGCCCUAGCGGCGUUUUCCUUCCUUAUCGCCGCCACUCAUGCGGCUCCGCGAGGCGGGAAUGGCUUUCGCAACUCGCGCAGCUCUACCGCAGUAGCAUCAAGCACGUUCUUGGCAAAUACAACCACCACGACAGCAGGCACUACCACGAUGGUGGGCGGCACCGCAGCAGCAAAUUCCAUAGCCUUGGACCCAAAUGCCGUGGAUUGCAAACUACAAGUUCCUGCCAAUGCCCUGAUUGCUGAGGGACUUUCAACACCCUGGGUGCUACUCCCUCCCUGUUCUCAAGCUGUUACUACUCAACAAGCAUUCGCCGAAGCCGCCGUUCUAGAUCCCCAAGGACAAUUGUCAGUCUACCAUCCACUGAUCAUUGACCAGGGGAAGACCGCUCAAGCGGCACCCGUCGUGCCGAACAUCGCCGAUGGAUCUCAGGUGAUCCUGUAUUUCGGGUUCAAUGGUAAUACGUUAACACUCGUGGACACACAUGGACAAGACAGCAAUGCAUCCCCAAUAUUGCAGAGCUUGAAGUGUGUCAAUGGUCUACCUGGAGCACAGGGGGAUGUGUUUGGCCAAGUCAGUUGGUGUAACACAGUUUCUUUCUGGGAGGCAACCAAUGCUGCUGUGGCAAGUGGGAAGUUGCAAGUCCCUCCCCUCGGAACCGACAACAACGGAAACCAGUGCAUAUCUAGCCAUUCCUUUGCCAUUGUUGACCAAGAUCAGUCCGACAACUUACCGACCAAGUACUUGCUGCUGGCUGAUGGGAGUACUGUUCAAUUUACUGCUGCCAACCAAGCCAAAUUUCCCACCGCCACAGAAAUCGACAAUGCCUCGGACGAGGCUCUGAUUGCCGACUUUGUUGAUCCAGUAAUUGGGUGUACGCCCUUCAGUAUUCCAAGCAUUGACGACCCUGGCACAACGGUGCCGUCCAUGGCCUCUCAAGAACUUCAAGCGAUGCUCCUGCAGAACGAACCUGCGGCCCUGGCCCCUCUCAAUGAUCCGGACACUCUGCUCACAUCAGACGGCCAGAUGAGCGCGACGAAGACCAAUGCUUAUCGCUUGGGCGUCAACAUGCCACCUUUGGGCAAUGGGGCCAAAACCGACGAUGGUUCACCUACAGCCUAUUGCAACAACCUGAUUGCCAUUCAGCCUCCUUUCCUGGCAAGUUUCCAGACUCAACUCUCAAACGCCCAGACGCCUGAUGCAACGGUUGGCAACAGUCUUUUCACUUUCCUGGCCAACCGAUUCCUGCAGUCUCUUACCAAUCUUAACUGCCCCAAUAAGAACAUCCCCGUCACCUGUACGCUUGAUGGAAACGGUGUUGCCACGGCCUGCAGCAUCACCGCAACCCUAAGCACCGGAAAUGGGACGACGAUCGGCCAUGCCGCCGGCAGUGGUUCAGUAGGCUCUACAGCCACUGAUCUUGCACCGACCUCUGCCUUCACCAUGACAACAAUCCCGAAACACCAUCUUCACAGCCACGGUUUUGGCGGGCACACGAUAGCCGCGAACCCUCAUACCUUCAGAGCUACAGCAGUCACAACUGCUGUGGCGAUGGUUACGGGUACUGGUGCAAACGCUGGAAAUGGCGCCGCUUUGUCGAGUCAACUCUUGGCUGAAACUGGAGCAGCUUCUGCCAGUCAGAUUUCUGCCGUUAACGCGACAGCUUCUACUGGCUCGAUUUCAGCUGGAAAUGGAGGAGGGGGAAAUUUCACUUCUACGCCGACGCUGAGACCCUUUAAAUCAUGGGAACCCCAGUAUUCUCAUGUAUGA
Messenger RNA from Exophiala xenobiotica, 1788 nucleotides. RefSeq lists its product as uncharacterized. The transcript has a single exon. Lineage: Eukaryota; Fungi; Ascomycota; Eurotiomycetes; Chaetothyriales; Herpotrichiellaceae. The record is from RefSeq and is a predicted model, not a curated record. Bases 1 to 1788 code for a protein of 595 amino acids.